CGGUGGAGGCGGCGGCGGCGGCGGCGGCGGGCCAUGGCGGAGGUGGAGGCCGGCGGCGACGGGGGCCGCUGCGUGCGGCUGAAUGCCAAGCGGGCCCAGGAGCUGCUGGCCGACGUGGACACGGUGCUGUUCGACUGCGACGGCGUGCUGUGGCGCGGUGAGACGGCGGUCUCCGGCGCGCCCGAGACCCUGACGGCGCUGCGGGCCCGCGGCAAGCGCCUCGGCUUCAUCACCAACAACAGCAGCAAGACCCGCGAGGCCUACGCCGAGAAGCUGCGGCGCCUGGGCUUCGGCGGCCCGACGGGGCCCGGCGCCGGCAGCGAGGUCUUCGGCACGGCCUACUGUACCGCGCUCUACCUGCGCCAGCGCCUGACCGGUCUACCGACCCCCAAGGCCUACGUGCUGGGCAGCGUGGCCCUGGCCACCGAGCUGGAGGCCGUGGGCGUCUCCUGCGUGGGCGUGGGGCCCGAGCCGCUGCACGGCGACGGCCCCAGCGCCUGGCUGGAUGAGCCCCUGGAGCCUGAUGUGCGCGCCGUCGUGGUGGGCUUCGACCCACACUUCAGCUACAUGAAGCUCACGAAGGCUGUGCGCUACCUGCAGCAGCCCGGCUGCCUGCUCGUGGGCACCAACAUGGACAACCGGCUCCCACUCGAGAACGGCCGCUUCAUCGCGGGUACCGGCUGUCUGGUCCGAGCCGUGGAGAUGGCCGCGCAGCGCCAAGCCGACGUCAUAGGGAAGCCCAGCCGCUUCAUCUUCGACUGCGUGUCCCAGGAAUAUGGCAUCAACCCGGAGCGCACCAUCAUGGUGGGUGAUCGCCUGGACACAGACAUCCUCCUGGGCGUCACUUGUGGUCUGAAGACCAUCCUGACCCUCACUGGGGUCUCCACUCUGCGGGAUGUGAAGAGUAAUCAGGAAAGUGACUGCCUGUCUAAGAAGAAAAUGGUCCCUGACUUCUAUGUUGACAGCAUAGCCGACCUUUUGCCUGCCCUUCAAGGUUAAAGAUUUAGUGUCUUUAAUCUCCAGAAUAAAAAAAAAUUGAAAAUCACCCAAAUUAAUAGGUGGGGCUUAAGCAUCACUCAGCUAGGUGGCUUCAAGUUUGCUUACUUGGAGUUAAGCAAAGGUACUAGUUGUUAACCUUGUAAGUAAAUGUUUGGGGGGUUGGAUUUUUACAAAUGCUUAUAUUUUAAGAUGCACUUUUAAGCUUGGAGGGCAUUGUGGGGGUCCUGGGCCUUAGGUGCCAAUUGGUCUUGCAGUUGGGUUCAGCAUAUGUCUAGGAUUCAGGUAACCUUGGGGCCUGCUAAUGGGACUGAGGUGGGUCUAGGGGUGUCAUGUAUUUUAUUGAAAAUUUCAGGGAUCUUGGGGAGGAGGGGCUGAUUAUUUUGACUGUUGUGAGAAACCCAGGGCCCCGUCUGUGUGGUCAUCAGCAGAGGAGGCUACUGCUGCCUCAGCCCCUCACCUGCAGGUUGGGAGUGGAGGAAAGGGCUGGUCUCAGGUGGUGUCUCCCUGUCCAUGGGGUGUGGGUGCUGCCCUCACCACCACCCCACACUUCCUUAAAAACCACUCUGAUGUCACAAUUGAGUGUAUGUUCCGUUUUAGAUACCCAGGGCUGCAACUCCUCAUGCACGAUUGUGCAGUUCUGUAAACUCAGCCUGGCUAAACCUCAUCUUUUCCAAAUGUGCAUAUAAACCCAGGUGACUUGGACUGAGCAUAUUGUUUGCUGAGCGCCAGGAGGGUAUGAAUGCCUUCGUUGAACUCUGGGCUGCCGUGCAGGGAGCUCAGAGCAGCAUUGGUACCAAAAGUUUUUUUAACUUUUGAACAACUUUGUCAGGUGGUGGAAUUGAACCGUAAGCGUGUCGAUUAAUAGCUGUGCUCUGUCUUGUAGGGAAAAUCCCACUGAAGAAGUCUCCGUGCCCCGCAGCCAGCAGUAUGGCCAAAGGCAUGUGCUGGCUAAGGAAUGCUUGUCACCCAAGGCUCCCUCUGGGUAGAGGAGGAAAGAGGUGUCCCUCAAAACAGGAAGUCGUUUUACAGAGCAUCCAGUCUUUUCCUGUCUUGGUUGGGAUGGGUGUCAUAUGUCAAUGGUCCAUGAGGCCACCUAUUUUGACCCUGGAGUCCCUUGUCAGUUGCCAUCUGGAGGACUGGAAGGGUCCACUGGCUAGCCAAGGGUUUUUGGCAGGGGGCCGUGCUUUUUCUGCCUGUUCCCUAAGUUGCUGACCGUUGAGAAUAGGCCUGAUAAGCAGACUCUCUGGCCGCACUUGUAGGGUAGGGCCUGGGAAGCUGUUCCUUUUGGCCGACUCCUUCCUGGCGCCUCGCCCUGCACCCAGUGGCAUCUGCCCAGAUCCUGUGACUUUUCUCCUAGCCCCAGGGUCACAGUGCUCCUUCAUUAACUCUCGUAAGAGUGCUCAGAGCAAUAAAGGGUGUCCUGAGCCUCCAGCUCCCCCCAGACCUGGGUGUCUGGGGUUCGGACUCUGCCGUGGGCAACACGAGGGCAGCGGGCGCCUGUGAGGUUGGUGGUGCUGACGUUGGCUCUGCGAGGUCGGCUCAAGGUGGGUCAGGAUAUUGAGCAGGCCUGUCAGGGCGUUGUCACCCACACCAGGAACACGCGGCAGGUGCAGCAGCCAGCAACACCUCCCUUUUCUGCUGGGCGGCGGCCCGGGAGCCCUGUGCAUCAUGUCUACACCCCAUUGCACUGUGUGAACCCAAAGGUAUAUUAAACUCUCAAACCCCA
This is a messenger RNA of Lagenorhynchus albirostris (white-beaked dolphin), 2725 nucleotides long. It is a transcript of the gene PGP, whose product is annotated as phosphoglycolate phosphatase. Gene Ontology annotation, cellular component: cytoplasm. NCBI's taxonomy places the organism in Eukaryota, Metazoa, Chordata, Mammalia, Artiodactyla, Delphinidae. Bases 34 to 999 code for a protein of 321 amino acids. Gene Ontology annotation, molecular function: sn-glycerol 3-phosphatase activity. The record is from RefSeq and is a predicted model, not a curated record. The transcript is spliced from 2 exons.